Messenger RNA from Olea europaea var. sylvestris, 1841 nucleotides. RefSeq lists its product as uncharacterized. Bases 1 to 729 code for a protein of 242 amino acids. The transcript is spliced from 8 exons. NCBI's taxonomy places the organism in Eukaryota, Viridiplantae, Streptophyta, Magnoliopsida, Lamiales, Oleaceae. The record is from RefSeq and is a predicted model, not a curated record.
AUGGAAAAAUCAUGCCAUGGUGCCAAUUGUGCAAAGAAACCAGCUGGGGUGGCUAGGAAAGAGGACAUACCUUUCAUAAAAUGUCAAGUCUGUGAAAAGUUCGCGUCGCACCUAUAUCACCAAGUCCAAGCUAAACAAACUGAGAUCUCGCCCAAAAAUGUAAUUUUAUUUUCUGGGUUCAUUAUUGAAUUCUUCAAUGACUGGGGCCACUUAUAUUUUGUUGAAGAAAGUAAUUUUAUUAUCUUGGUUCAUUUACAUACUAUUGUGCCUUUGAGUUGUGGCACUGUUUCAUCUGUGUUUUGCCAUGCAUGUACGAAUAUUUUUGAAUUUGUACUUGAUUUGGUGGCCAAAUAUCUUGUAACUCAAUGGAUUCUGGCUGAUGUCAAACCGGCAAAUUUGCCCACUGCUUCAAUUCUCCCGUAUCAAGGAGAUAGGACUCCUAGAGAACCUUUUAUUGCCAAGUCCUCAAAAGAGGCUGAAAUGGAUAAACUAUUAAAAUCCAUGGAGGGUAUGCCAGGAGCACCCAGCAUGAAAAUGUACUCGAGGGAAGACUUGAUGAACAUGAAAAACAUGGGCGAUGAAGAUGCAGAAGACGAAGAUGAAGACGAGGAACCAGACUUCCCCUCAAAAUUGGGGAAAGUCUUAGGAGAAAAGGAUGGUAAGAAUUAUGAUUGGAAGCAAAGGAUCAUCAAUGGUCCAAAGGAGUCGCGGAUGCAGGCGAGAAACUAAAAAAUCACGCUAACAGAGUUACAAAUCGGAUAAGACAGUGGUGAAGAGGCAAGAAAACAAUCUUGCAGAACAAGAGUUUGAAGUCAAGUAAAACCGAGCUCUAGGCGGGGAAAGUCUUAGGAGAAAAGGAUGGUAAGAAUUAUGAUUGGAAGCAAAGGAUCAUCAAAGGUCCAAAGGAGUCGCGGAUGCAGGCGAGAAACUAAAAAAUCACGCUAACAGAGUUACAAAUCGGCUAAGACAGUGGUGAAGAGGCAAGAAAACAAUCUUGCAGAACAAGAGUUUGAAGUCAAGUAAAACCGAGCUCUAGGCGGGGAAAGUCUUAGGAGAAAAGGAUGGUAAGAAAUAUGAUUGGAAGCAAAGGAUCAUCAAAGGUCCAAAGGAGUCGCGGAUGCAGGCGAGAAACUAAAAAAUCACGCUAACAGAGUUACAAAUCGGCUAAGACAGUGGUGAAGAGGCAAGAAAACAAUCUUGCAGAACAAGCGUUUGAAGUCAAGUAAAACCGAGCUCUAGGCCCAAGAUUCGUAUAAGCAAACAGCAGUUCUUUCUCUUCUUCAUUUUCACUCAAAUUUUUCUUUGUAUACUUUUUGUAUUUCCAAGCAUAAUCGGAUGAAGCUGUCAGCAGCGUCAUUUGAUUAGAUUUUCAUACUAAAAUACUUGUAGCAUGAUUGUACCGGAGAUUGCAAGAAGCAGAUACAUUUAUCGACUUUGGCCCGGGAAAAUCGAGUUUCACUCAAAUUUUUCUUUGCAUACUUUUUGUAUUUCCAAGCAUAAUCGGAUGAAGCUGUCAGCAGCGUCAUUUGAUUAGAUUUUCAUACUAAAAUACUUGUAGCAUGAUUGUACCGGAGAUUGCAAGAAGCAGAUACAUUUAUCGACUUUGGCCCGGGAAAAUCGAGUUUCAAAUCGAUGUGCUAGUGAGAGACUGUGUCGAAGACAAAAGUUUUAUAAUCAUUUUUCCUAUUUUCAUAGCUUAUGAACGAAGACUUGUGUCCUCCAACUUUGUGUUCGAGAGUGCCUGUAGAAAAGCCUUGUGAUCAAUUUAUGUGGUGGUGACUUCCCUGUAAUAGAUGGUGACACUAACUCACUUAAUAGAACCUACUAUAUAUUGUCUCGUA